UUAAAUACAAAAAAUAACUGAAAAAUAAUAAUUCAAUUCAUUAAUAAAUCACAAGAAAGAAAAAUGUCAAAAAUUGGUUUUAAUUUAUUCCUACUUCUGUUAAUACAAUGCCGAUUAGUGGCCAACCAAUGUAUAUAUCGGGGAAAAUGCGGUGAAUUAAUCUCGAAGAACGAACAAACCAAAGGCCAGAUAUUCCCCAUACCCUGUGUAGUGGACGCACAGCCGCAACCACUCAAUCAAACCAACGUGGAUGAGCUGAAAAAGAUUGUACCUGAACUAUUCACUGGUUUUAUGUCACUACUUGUUGCAGAAAAUGUUUUAACAACUAUUUUAACAACCAUGUUCUUCCCCGCCCUAUCUUCCCUGUACCCGUUGAAAGAUCCAAACCCGGUAUUUUGCUGCGACGACGACCAGGCGUACGCGAUGUUGCAUGAUCAAAUAGCGAAAGCCGAGUUCAUCUCCCGGUGCCCGUCGUGUUACGUAAACUUUGCCAAAACCCUAAUACACAUGUCGUGCAGUCCCCGUCACCGCGAGUUUCUCAAAGUGACCAAAAGCGAAAAGCUUAAGGAUUCGGACAAAUACAUGCUCAAAGAGUUGUCCUAUUAUAUGACCAAUCGGUACGCGAACUCGUUUUACAACUCGUGCUCAUCGGUGGCGUUCCCCUCCGGCUCGUCCACUGUCAUGAAACUUCUGUGCGGGACAUACGGUGCCGAACACUGUUCGGCGGCCAGACUUCUGGAGACAAUGGGACACUUUGAUCCGUCGCCGAUGCAAAUCAACUUCAAGCUCACGGACGCCGCCAUCGAUGACCGAAAACCAAUGGACGAUACGACCUAUUCGUGCGCUGAGGCUCCCAAAGCCUACUCUACAAUGGCGUGCAGUUGCGGCGACUGUCCCGUCAUAUGUCCGGUCGGCGGGCAGUUGGCUUACGCCGAGCCCGACUCCGUGUGGCAGGUGUGGGGCGUCAAUGGUAUGUGGGUUUGUAUGGCUUUUGUCUAUUUGGUCCUAUUUAUGGUGAUUGUCAUUGGAUUCGUGAUUUGCUAUCGGCGUAAAAGAGCUCGCGGCCACAAGUCUAGCGAAGACAACACAUCCAAUGCGCAGAAAACAUCGAGUUUUGGUCAGAAUGUACACGAAUUUGGCCUACAAUUUGACGAUACGAUACGUGAGUGGUUCGGCCGUUACGGGCGCUUCUGUUCGCGUCGGCCGUGGAAUGUGAUCCUUCCGCUCGUUGGCGUCGCGGCUGCCGUCGGCCUAUCGGUGGGAAUACUGACCAGUUUUGUGGCGAUGAUAGAUCCGGUGCAGCUCUGGUCGGCGCCCACCAGUCGGGCCCGAAGCGAGAAAGACUUCUUCGACAACAGUUUCGGACCAUUCUAUAGGACGGCUCAGAUUAUCAUUUGGCCCAACAAUAAGACCACGUUUGAACACUUUUACCUCGAAGACGAAACAACAAACAGCACCAAAACCAUUGGUCCGGUGUUUGAAAAGCAAUUUUUGCUACAAGUGCUGGAACUGCAGUCAAAAGUGCUAAAUCUGACCGCUAAUGUGGCCGACAAAGAGGUUGUGUUGAGUGAUAUCUGUUUCGAUCCGAUGAAGAAUAAGAAGUGCGCGACUCAGACACCGUUGGGUUGGUUCCAGAAUGACAUCAAUAUAUUAAAUAAGACACGUAUUGACGAAGACCUAAAUAAUCAUGAGUACAAUUACCUUGAUCACUUCAUCUCAUGCACGGCAAACCCCACGAGUCAAUACGAUAAUUACAUUGAGACGACGUGUGCCGGCACUUUUGGCGGACCCAUGUUUCCCAACGUAGCGCUCGGCGAUACCGAUGAGGACAUGCCAGAGCCCGACCGCUUUAUGACCGCCCGCUCUCUCGUCAUUACGAUAUUAAUUAACAAUAAUGUCGACGACGACAAUAAGACCGAUGCCAUGGCCUGGGAAAAGGUGUUUCUCGAUUAUAUGCAUAGUUAUAGUAAUCCUAACUUUACGUUUGUCUUCUUCGCAGAGCGUUCACUUCAGGACGAGAUUGACAGACUUAGUAAAUCAAGUAUCGGUACGCUUGCCAUCAGUUAUAUUGUUAUGUUUAUCUAUAUAUCUAUAACUUUGGGU
This is a messenger RNA of Medioppia subpectinata, 2103 nucleotides long. Lineage: Eukaryota; Metazoa; Arthropoda; Arachnida; Sarcoptiformes; Oppiidae. The record is from the annotation of a GenBank genome assembly.